Molecule: messenger RNA, 6370 nt
Organism: Choloepus didactylus (southern two-toed sloth)
Lineage: Eukaryota; Metazoa; Chordata; Mammalia; Pilosa; Megalonychidae
Gene: SNRNP35
Product: small nuclear ribonucleoprotein U11/U12 subunit 35
Exons: 3
Coding region: 201-941 (246 amino acids)
Biological process (GO): mRNA splicing, via spliceosome
Cellular component (GO): precatalytic spliceosome; U12-type spliceosomal complex
Molecular function (GO): mRNA binding; snRNA binding
Source: RefSeq, a predicted model, not a curated record
ACAAGGACUCUUCUGUCGCCUCGAGCCGGUCGCCAGUCUCCGAGGAGAAGGAAGCCUGAUACUUGCUGAGGAGCCCUGUGUACUGUGAUAUCACUUUCAUUUGGUAGAUCUUUGUGACUUUUCCUGAUGAAUGGGGAAGGGAUUCUUUCCUACCUGGGGGAAGGAGGGGAUCUCAGCCCCCAACAGUGAGAAUCCUGACCAUGAAUGACUGGAUGCCCAUCGCCAAGGAGUAUGACCCGCUCAAGGCCGGCAGCAUCGAUGGCACCGAUGAAGACCCGCACGACCGCGCCAUCUGGAGGGCAAUGUUGGCACGAUACGUCCCCAACAAAGGUGUCACGGGAGAUCCCCUCCUCACCCUGUUUGUGGCAAGGCUAAACCUGCAGACCAAAGAGGAGAAGCUCAAGGAAGUAUUUUCCCGAUAUGGUGACAUCCGGCGGCUUCGGCUGGUGAGGGACUUGGUCACUGGCUUCUCAAAGGGCUAUGCCUUCAUAGAAUACAAGGAGGAACGUUCUCUUUUAAAAGCCUACAGAGAUGCCGAUGGCCUAGUGAUUGAUCAGCACGAGAUAUUUGUGGACUAUGAGUUGGAAAGGACCCUCAAAGGGUGGAUUCCCCGGAGACUUGGAGGAGGUCUCGGGGGGAAAAAGGAAUCUGGGCAAUUGAGAUUCGGGGGCCGGGAUCGGCCUUUUCGGAAACCUAUCAAUUUGCCAGCUGUUAAAAACGACCUUUACAGGGAGGGGAAAAGGGAAAGGAAGGAGCGAUCGCGGUCCCGAGAAAGACACUGGGACUCGAGGGCCAGGGACCGAGACCAUGACAGGGGCCGGGAAAAGAGAUGGCAGGAAAGACAGCCAGCCAGGGUCUGGCCUGAGAAUGACUGGGAAAGAGAGAGGGACUUCAGAGAGGACAGGAUCAAGGGGCGGGAGAAGAGGGACAGAAGUAAAUAGAGGCCCAACAACAAAACCAGAGACGAAGGUCGGGCACAAGCAGAAGAGUGAGGGUGUCUGCAUGGCCUUUAUACAGGGCGUGGUUUAAUGGUUGAGUAAAACCCACUGAUGAUAACGGGGCUUGGAGUAUGUUUUCUUUCCCAUCUGGAACCCUGGUUUAAUCUGAACACGCUGAUAUUAUGAAUUUACCUUCCUUUUCUCAUGGUUCUGAGGACCUUUUAUUUAAUAGGAUUGAGAAACAAUUUUCAGUUCCUGGCAUCUGUAUGGAAGCAAAUGUGUAAAGAGGCACCAUUCUCAUUUAAUUUGGCAGCAGAGACUUUGUUUUGAUUUUCUCCUGUUGGAAAUGAUCAUUUUGAGUGCUUGGCAACAAGAGGUGAUGACUUAAAAUCAUUUGCAUUCAUCUGACUCCUGGGAUCCCUAAUCUGGCUAGGAUUAGGAAUCACGCUGUAUAUCUUUUCCAUCUUUUAUAUCCUUAAUAUAAGGGUUUGCUGAAUUGAAAUAAACAUGGGAUGGAAAAGUGGAUCCAAGGAGAAUGUCCAGGGAGUUCACGCCAGAAGCCAGUCUGCGCAGUGCUCUGGUCAGCAGCCAGCCAUUCUUGAACAAAUGUGACUUCACUCUCAGAGCCAAAUGCUGACUGCCUGUUUUUUGGUCAGCAUUUAAAAUUAAAAACCAAAGUUGCAGGGCUGUGGUCUAUGGCUGUCUUCCAGCCCUUUGAAAAGAUAAAGCGCAACAGAAGUGGGAGUGAUAUGAAAAUGAUGACCAAGGAGUGGUGGAUUCAAUGAAAGUAAAGGUAGUUUUGAUGGAUUCACUUUUCUUUUCCCUCUUGAUCCCCUGGCCUCUGUUUCACUUGAGAGCUGGAUCUAUUGGCCUUAAUUUCUGAAGGCUUUUUUUUUUUUUUUAAUAUAAGCUUUAUUACUAAUGAAGGUAUACAGCCACAAGUUUUGCCUUGGGUCAUUAUGAUUAGAUUCAGUGUGAGUGCUAGAAAACUCAAAAUAACAGUGGUAUAAACAAGGGAGAGAUUAUUUCAGACCUCAAAGCCCAGAGGUGACAGUGCAUGACUGGUAAGAGUAUUCCACAGUACUGGGCACCUUUCUAUUGUGACUUGCUAUGCAUGGCUUCUUUUCCCAGGAUCUUCGUGGGGUCUAGGAUGGCUGCUCCAGCUCCAGCCAUCUUGUAUACAUUCCAUUUGAAAGAAAGAGGGGGACAAGGGCAGAAUGUCUCCAUUAAAAGACACACCGGUUUUGCUUGAUCCCAUUAGCAAGAACGUAGUCAGCCACAUGUAAGUAGGAAAGUGAGUAUUCUGGGAGUUAUUUAAGAAUUUAAGAAUUCUGUUAUAAAAGGAAAGAAAGGAUACUGACAGACAACUUGUAGCAUCUGCCAUAUUCGUGAGUUAAGCUUAUGCUGCAGUUGGCAGAGGCAGAGCUAGACAACCACCGGCCUCCCCUAUAUGGAGGGGCAAGCUGUUCACACAGAGAAGAGACUUACCUACAGAUAGGUUACUUGCAAAAAGGGGAACCCAGAAGGGGCUGAGCCACACACACUUGGUUCUUUCUCAUUCUUACCUACUGAGAGGGGCCAGACAUGUUUCUCCUAACUGAUGUUUGGCUUUUCUAAGGGACAGUACAGUGAACUGUCAUAAGGUAGAAAAGCAGUACCUGAUUACGGCAAUGCGUUAAUAAGGUUUUCUUAGUCUCUCUUUAUCUAGUCUUUCUCAGUCUUCACUGUCCAUUAGAUUAAGAAAUCUUUCUGAAUAGUCGUAAGAGAGUUCUUCUCCUAGAAAAAUGUCUCUGGCUGCAAAAAGUGCUAACCUAAGUGCCAUGGAGUCAAUUUGGACAGGAAUCAUCAGGUUUAGUUCACAAGAAUGUUAUGGAAUCUUCCAGUUUUUCCUCUAUAAGCAGGAACAAGAAAUGUUUCCAUUAUCUGUCCAUUAUACAUGUACCCUUAUGGCUAUAAUUUAAAUCAUGAAUUGUUUGUAAUUGAAUUGUUCUCUGCACUUCAGAGAAUCCUAAAACCUCACCGCCAUAUUCACAGACAAACCGUCCUCUUCAUAUAAAUUCCAAGGUACAAAGUGCCCAGCCUUUUUCAUCCAUUUUGAACAUCUGGAGGUAGAACUGCAGACCUCUCUCAACCACUCUCUUUUUGCACUGGUCACUGCACUGGCACAUGAUGUUACUUUCAAAAACUGGCUGGGUAUAUUUGACUUUCAAUCCUGUAUCUCCAAGACAUGAAUUAUCAUGAUAGUUCUCUUCAUGACAGAGACAGGUGCAAAGACCAGGCAUGCAGGGAGUUUUGAGACAAAUGCAUCCGUGAAAGGUUAUUUGAGUGGAUCCAUGUCUGCUCCAGGUCCUAUGACAUGAUCAAGCUUACAUUGAAAAAGCACCGGCCCCUGUUUUGGGGGCCACAUGCUCACAGCAAGUUUUCCAGGCUGCAUGCGACAGCUGUGGUCUCAGUCGGCUCCUCAGCCUUCUCAGUCAUUUCCAUUCUCAAAAGCUGGUUCUACUCCACAGCUUCUUCUAACAUUUAGCCUUCCUCUGGCUGUGCCUACCCUGCCCACAAUCUCGGGCUUUCCAGAAGGUGCUGAGAGAUGGUGGUCCUGCAUGUGUCCCCAUAGCCUCAUGGGAGCUGUAGUUUUUUUCCUCCUGCACACAAGUGGCUGGUGAGUUUUUGAUCUGGCUUCCCAGUUUGUUUGGGACCAGGUCUUCUAAAGGCUUUGAACAACUACCACACUGUUCACAUGUUUUUCAAAAGCAUUUUUGUUUUAUCAAUAGCCGUAUCUUUGAAAGUUCAGGUUUUUAAAAUUCAAGACGUUUCAUGCGAAAUAAACAUCUGAUUCAGUACCAAGACUCACCAUGACUAGGUUUUCGCACAGAAGUAUGAAUGGCACAUUGUUUUGAAAGGAGCGGCACCAGCCUGCUAUAUCUUAAAAUUGCUGUCAGCUGUUAGAACAGUUUUAGAAAAUGAAUAUGUGCUUUCCUUUGUAAAUUUCCAGUGCAGAAUUUUACUAUUUCCCAAGCCUCAGAAAACAGUCUUGUGGGACCAUCUCUCUGAUUCCACCCACAUUUCAUUUAUAAAGUGUAUUUUGUUUUUGUUUGUUUGUUUUUUCAAUAUUGGGCUGGGGGCCCAAAUGUAGGGGCUGUCCUGUAGGAUGUAGAGCAGCAUCCCUGGCCUCUGCUCACUGGAUGCCACAACACUGCUCCAAUGUGACAUCCAAAAAUGUCUCCAGACAUUGCCAGAUGUACCCUGGGGCACCAGAUAACCACUGGCUGAGAACCACGGUCUAUGUAUUGAUGUAAAGUGAUCUCUAGGAUUUUUUUUUUUUCAUUGUUUCUUUUCUAGGAUAUUUUAAGUGAAAAAAAGGAGAAGUACAGAACAGCAUGUAUAGUAUGCCACCAUUUAUGUAAAAAACAAAGGGGAUGUUUAAAAAAAGUAUAUAUUUACAUAAUUGCAUGUGUACUUGCAAGCUAUUUCAGGAAAGAUACCCAAGAAACUGAUAACACUGGUUUCCUGUGGGAAGGGCAACCAAGCAUGGCCAGGGGCAGCAGGGGGCUUCCUCAGUCUACAUGGCUUUUAUAUGCUCUGAGAAUAAAUUCCAAUAAUUCUAAUGGGCAGCCAGAUUGGAGAACCAGUGCCCUAAAGCAGCACCAUUGUCCCAUCUGAUCAUUGUUUCAGUACCAUGGGAAUGGAGUUGGUUGUAGAUUCUGCAUAUUGACCUGAGGUUUCUUAGAUAAAAUGUGUACAAGCUGCCCCUGUCAGAUGCCCUUGAGUGCUUUGUGUUAGGACAUGCUGCCUCAAUCUGUGAGCACCUGGCUCUGUGCCCUGGAAGAUCUGUGGGUGGAGAGAAAGACAGUGUUAUUUGGGCAGCACCCCAAAUCACCAGUUGCAGACAGGGCAUCUGGCUCUCCAUCUGCCACAGCAGCGCCGAGGCAGCCAGCCCCAUGGCCCUCAAGCCAUCUUUUCAUCCACCACCUCGGCUCUGUCAAGUCUCCCCCUGCCCCACCAGCCCGCAUCUCCUAGGCUCUCCCCACUCUCCCCACCCCCGUCCCCAAUCUGCUUGGGACAUUUGUCUUCUUAGCAGGGGACUAAGUAUUUGACAUAGUGAAUACUAAAAGGAAAAAAAAGAUGCCAAGAACAAAAACCCACACAAAAAUUGUUGCAAUGUUUCAUCCUUAGCAACUUUGUUUGGUUAGUACUGCAUAACUCACAGCAGAUUCCAAGGCACAGUCCCUUGAAUAUAGCUACAUGCUCUAGGCAUUAUCAGUAACAAGGUACAGUAGAGAACCACCGGCUCUUGCAAAGUUGUCUCACAGUUUCCGGGUGGGGUGACUGUUGUCCAUACGCUUUUGUUAUUUUGUGUCUGAGCUGGGCCAGCUUGUCCUGUGAUUUCAGAGGCCCUGUCUGUCCAACAGAUACAUCCUAUAGAAGCUGCUGUCACCAUGGGAACAUCAUGAACCUAAUGAGUGAAAAGCUACUGCCUCCCUGUCUCCACACGUAAGGAUGACAAACAUCAUAAUAAAAUCUCUAGACGUAGAAUUUUCUACAAAGCACAUCAAACUGCAAAUUAUAGUGGCAAGUGAAGUAUUUGGUUCAGAGAAGCUCGUGUUACUGAAGUUACUGCAAAAGUCUGGUCUCCGCUCCUGGCAUUAUUAAAUAUAUAACCUAAGGGGUCAUAGUCCUCUCAUAGAAAUGGUGAUAGCCCUGGGUAUAAAUAGACAUUUACUUUAGAGUUUGGCAUCAGUUUUUCAGUGUCCUUCCCCAAAGCAGUCUGUCUGGGGGAUCAGUUUUGAAACCACUGGGAGAGGUGCGAGGCAGCGGCCCCUGGGUUGGCAGGUGCGGCCGCAGGCGCUGGUGGGGGUGGGCUCGGGUCCGGGGGCGGAGGGGCCCGGGUCACAGGUGCUGCAGGGCUUCCUGUCCUUGCUCCGUGUACCCAUCGUCCCGGUGCGAGACUGCCCACUGGCCGAAGGACUCCUGGAUGUGCACGUUCCUCUGCGUGCCGCCCAGGCGCCUUUUGUCUCGGGAGAAGAAGCUAAACCUUUCCGGGAAGGAAAGGAAAGAGAGAAAUGAGAGCCAGCCCUCUGCCAUGCACAUCACAGCUGAAACUGCCAGGGACACGGAGCAGCACACACGGAAGGGAGCAAAUCAAUGCAGGUUGUGAAAGAAAAAAAAGUUGGAGGUGCGGAUCAGGGUUAUUCUAAGAAAGCAGCGGGGGAGUCUUGGUGUCAUUUAGUCCCCUGCACCUUGCAGGUGCCACACUGUGAAUGGGGCGUGCGUGUGGGUGGUGCAUGACGUCCCUCUCACCUCAGCCACUACCCAGGAGUUCUGCCCAUUACUAGUGGGAUAAAAAGGUAUUGGGGGAGAAAAAUACAUAAAAAAAAAAAGUGUCAGAAACAUAAAUCAUGGAUUCCUUUAAUUAGCCUAAUCGUGCAGAAAAA